Messenger RNA from Adineta ricciae, 3459 nucleotides. The record is from the annotation of a GenBank genome assembly. NCBI's taxonomy places the organism in Eukaryota, Metazoa, Rotifera, Eurotatoria, Adinetida, Adinetidae.
AUGGCUGCUGAAGGAUCGUCAGUAUCGUGUUUCCGUACAAAGCUCGAUAGAAGGCUAUUCGGUAAUCGAAUUGUGAUUUGGCUCAAUGAUUCAACAGAUGGCUUGCAGGCCAAAGAGACUCUUCAGUAUUUGCAGCAAGAAAUUAAGGAUUUAAUACUUACCGACGAUGUCGAUGCCUCAGAUAGUUUCGGGAAAACACUGACACCGUUAAUACAUGAUAUUGAACAAAUUCAAAGGAUCUAUAUUUAUUGUGAAACAUGGUUAGGGUAUCCAAUUUGGGAUUCUACUGUAUUUAAUAAAGUUUCUGGUCUAUUCGAUGACAAAACACUAUUGAAGUCAAUUUUACUCGAAGACAUUAAAGAAUAUGAGGGACGUGAACUAUACAUGGGCAGUAAUUCAAGGAAAGCAACGCCAGCGUCAGUACUUGGACAGGUUGCAGAGAUGUGGUACAGUGAAUAUUGUCAGAGCCCAAGCACCAAAACCCAACAUAUCUUGGUUGUAUACAACCCGAAAUCAGAUUUUAAGCAUGGAUUCGAGACGCUCACACAGCGACUGUCUCAAUUACCAAACGUGCACUUAGAAAUAGAACACGAUGUUGAACAAGCCUAUAAAACUCUAGGCAAGCUGCCCUUCACAUUUUGGCGCACCGUUGUUGACAAAAGCAUGGCCAAAGAAUUCACCCUGCUGCGAAAGGAAAAAAUGAUUAGUUUAUAUUUUUGUGUCAUUACUGUCAUUUACACACUUCGAUAUGAGGAGCAUUUACGAUGGGCUCUGAACAAUUCUAUGGAUGUAUGGGGUGGCGUUGUCACAAAUGAAGAAAAGGUUGUUAGAUUCUGUUCGGGUGAUCCUCUGACACACGAACACAAUGUAGUGAAGAGUCUUUUACAUGCCGAUGAAUCUGGCGUAAAGAAACUCAUGAGCGAAUUGUUCCAUACCAAACUUCCAUUCUCAAUAGUAGUGAAAGAUGAUGAUCCUCUGCUCAAUGGUAGAAUCAAUUUCGAUGAAAACCAAAUAAAACAACGACAGAACCGCUUCGUUAAUAUUUUGAAACCGCAAUUUGUUCAAAAUUUUCGCACCAACAGUUUAGGCGAGCUGUUUUCCAAUUUGCUUACAACAGAUAACGAGUGGAACGACAUCACACUGGGACGUUGCCUUGGCGGUAUUAUAUGUCAUGCGAAAUUGAAUAAUCGACCAAUGGAGCAUAUACGGGACAGGUUAAUCAAAUGGAUCUACCCUUCAUGCGGUGCUAUACCAAGCAAGAUUAAUGCAAUCUAUUAUGUCCGUGCUUUUACCGAAGAAACCUUUUUAUACAAAGACGUUAACUUUGCGUUGGCAAAUAAUGACCAAAGAUCUAUUUAUUGCCUUCGUGAAUAUAUUAACACCUGUAUUGUAGCAUUUGAACAAAAGCUCAUUCCAUUCUAUGCCGGUACUGUUUACAGAGCGGUUCAAAUGACAACGGAUGAGUUGACAGAAUAUAAAGUUGGCACUGGCAUUCGAUUUCUCGGCUUUAUGUCAACCAGCAAAUCUUUCAAUUUUGUAUCGUUCCUCGGUACAAACGUAAUUUUCAUUAUUCACACUUUAUCCGCACGGCAUCAACGUAAGCUCGGUCGGUACACCAACGUUGAUCUUCACACCAGUAAUGUAACAGUGAUGCCAUCGGAAGAAGAAGUAUUAUAUGCUCCUUUCUCAACAUUUGACAUUAUCAACAUAUGUACAGAUGAAGUGUCUGGUGUUACGUACAUUACUCUUAACGAGAAUGAUGUAUCAGCAGCGGAUCAUGUUAUACUAAAGCAGUUGCAACUGUACGCUGACAAAGGUGUUACAACAAAUUUUGUGAUGCCUCAGUCGCGCAUAGUACUGAACAUCGACGACAGGUCUACUGGUACCCAACUUAAUAAUCUUUCUCUUCAGGACAAUACGUCGACUAUACUUAAUAUUGAGAUACCAUAUAACGACUCAUUCGCAGCUAUACAUUCUGCUAGUAAGGAAUUUGUUUUCCAUAUACGAAACCAAAUCAUGCCAGGCGAAUACGAACGUAAUCUUCUGAAUAUGCAGCAUCAAAUUCGUGAAAAUAAUGCAUAUCUCGAUGAUUAUCUCAACGAUUUGAAUUCUUGGACAGAUGAAAUGAAGAAAAAAGAAGAGACUUUAUCGAAAACAGCAGAUGUAACUGCAUCGAAUAGAGAUCUUCCACCGGUAAGAAAUUUCGUUGCACCACCGAGACCGAAGAAGAAAUCUAAAAAGAAGAGUGAAGAAGCGAAACCGAGCGACAUCAAGUCUGCUGCUCCGAAAAUUCGUGCAUACGAUUAUCGUGCUUGGGACAAAUAUGACGUUGAUACUGAAUGUGAACGAAUUGACGCAAGUGAUGAACACAGAAGUGACGACGACGAAGAGGAUGCUGAUGAUGACGAUGAAGAAUACCAACAAGAACUUUUGAAAAAGAAAGCCGAACAUUACAAAGAUCAAGGAAAUUAUCAAUUUAAACAAAAAUCCUAUGGUGAAGCGAUUGAAUAUUAUACGAAAGCAAUUGAAUGUGAUCCAACAUCUCCGAUUUAUUUUGCUAAUCGCGCCCAGUGCCAAUUAUUUGAACAACGUUACGGUGCGUGUGAUGCAGAUUGUACAUUAGCAAUUCAACUAGAUCAAAAUUAUUUAAAAGCGUAUUAUCGACGAUCGUUAGCACGUAUCGAACUUGGCAAACUUGAACAAGCUAAGGAAGAUUUAGAAUACUUUCUAUCACGUGAACCGACAAACAUCGAUGCGAAGGCCAAAUUAAAUGAAGUGAUCAAAAAGGAUGAAAUCAAACGCUUGGGAAGAGUCUAUCCUUUGCCGAAUAAGCCAGUAGAUAAGCGAUCGACCAAACCAUUGAAACGAAUUGAUAUACAAGAAAUCGAUACAUCGGUUAUUUCAUCUCGUGAGACAACAAAGAAGAAAAGUAUUGUCAUUGAAGAGAUAGAAACAAUGGAAACGUCGACUCCUUCGGAACCAGUGCCACAACGAUCAGCACCUCAGCCAUCGAUGCCAACACCUGCACCAUCUACUUCGCAAUCGGAAGAGAUACCACCGAAACUAAUCAUUAUUCCAACAUCCGUUCCAACGACAGGUUAUCAAUUCAAACGCGAUUGGUCGAAUUUGAAUAAUCAACUUGAACAACAAUCGAUAUAUUUCAAUAAAAUUCCUCCAACAUCUUAUAAAACAAUCUUCUCUACCGGUAUUGACUCAUCAGUAUUCUCACGAAUACUCGUUUUCUGGUCGAGCAAGAUUGACAUUGACGAACAUUUAAUCAACUCAAUGCUUGAACUUCGCAAAACACCGAGGUUCAAUACCCAAUUAAGUUUUCUUGGCAAUGAUGAUAAACAACACUUAAAAACCAUUCUGGACAGAUUACAAGCAAAUUCUUCAUUUUCAUCGGAUAAAAUCCAAACAAUCCUACGUGAUUAUAAAACUGAUGGAGAUCAAAUCUAA